Molecule: messenger RNA, 3573 nt
Organism: Dictyostelium purpureum
Lineage: Eukaryota; Evosea; Eumycetozoa; Dictyosteliales; Dictyosteliaceae
Exons: 3
Coding region: 1-3573 (1190 amino acids)
Biological process (GO): dephosphorylation
Molecular function (GO): phosphatase activity
Source: RefSeq, a predicted model, not a curated record
AUGAAUUUCUUUGAAAAGAGUCUUUCUUUUGGUGAAAAGGUAGAAACUAAAACAUAUUCAAACAAAUUUUCACCAUAUGGGUUAGAUAGAGGUUCAUUUUACAUUACAAAUUUUAGAUUUGUUUUUAUACCUGAGAAAAAGAAGCAAUUUUAUAAUAAUUCUGUAUUAUUAAGUUCAUAUAUACAAAAUAACAGCAAUAGUAGUAACAGCAAUAAUAGCAAUAGUGUUACAAAUGGCAAUUCAUUAAAUUCAUCACAACCAAACACAAAUAUCAAUGGAAACAAUUAUUAUAAAGAAAAUGAAUUAUUAGAAAUACCCUUAACAUCAGUAUUAAAGUUUGAAAGAUUUGUAACAAGAAAAGAUAAGGUUAUCGAUAUUACAUGUAAAGAUAUUAGGCAAUAUAGAUUCUUUUUUACUCUGGAUAAUGAUAAAGUGGAAAUCAUCGAAGCUAAAUUCAAUAAGCUCUCACCAUCAUCAAUAGAGAAAUCAUUUGCAUUUUAUAACUCUGAAAGAUUUUCACAUAAUACCAAGGGAUGGUAUAUUUAUGAUGCAGAAAAAGAAUAUAAUAGAAUGGGUAUAUCACAAAGUUAUAAAACAAGUCCAUGGGCAAUUAGUUUAAUUAAUUUUGAUUAUUUGUUUAGUGAAACAUACCCAAAGAUAUUGGUUGUACCAUCAAGUUGUAAUGAAAAGGAAAUUUUAAGCAAGGUUGCAUCAUUUAGAACAAAUAGAAGAAUACCAGCAUUAUCAUGGCGCCAUAAACAAAAGAAUUCAGUUAUUAUAAGAUCAAGCCAACCUAAAGUGGGAAUACAAAGAACACGUAGUAAAGAGGACGAGUUAUUAUUAAAUAUGUUUAGAAUUGCAGCAAAUCCAUUAUACCCACUAGUUGUAGCAGAUGCUCGUCCCAAAAUGAAUGCUGUAGCAAAUCAAGCUAAAGGUGCAGGCUAUGAAGACGUUCAAAGGGGUUACCAAAGAACGGUUAUCGAGUUUUUAGGUAUUGAAAAUAUCCAUUCAAUGAAGGAAAGUUUUAAAAAGUUAAGGGAGGCUGUUCUAGGACCUGAUGUUUCGCAUUUUUACAGCAAUAUCGAAAAUAGUAAAUGGUUAGAGCAUAUUUUGCUUUUAAUUGAAAGUGCUUCAAGAGUAGCCAGAUUAAUAGAAGAUGAUACUUCAGUAUUGGUACAUUGCUCUGAUGGUUGGGAUCGUACUUCACAAAUCACAUCUCUUUCAAUGCUAUUAUUAGACCCAUAUUAUCGUACUUUCGAAGGCUUUAUGAUUCUCAUCGAAAAGGAAUGGUUGUCUUUUGGCCACAUGUUUUAUGUUAGAACUCAUGGUAAACAAGCAGAAGAACGUUCUCCAAUUUUUACACAGUUUAUAGAUUGUGUUUGGCAAAUCUCCAAUCAAUUUCCACACCAUUUCGAAUUUAACGAGCGUUUCCUUUUUAAGAUUUUAGAUGCAGUAUACAGUUGUCAAUAUGGUACAUUUUUAUAUGACUGCGAAAGAGAGCGUUCAAAAGCAUUCAAUACUCCAUCAUUUUGGGCCUAUGCCGAAACCAAUAGAUCAUUAUUUAUCAAUCCACUUUAUGUACCACCAAAAAUUUCAACAUCAUCAUCAUCAUCAUCAUCAUCAUCAUCAACUACACCAACCCAAGGUAAUAAGAGUUAUAAAUGUCUUGCGUUAUUCCCAAUGAUUGAUAUUAAAUAUAUUCGUCUUUGGGAAACUUAUUACUGCCGUACCCAUUAUACAUUGGGAUUUGACAAAAUGGAGGCACUUUCAAAUUGGGCCAUUAUGAAGCAAAAUGAAUUACAGUCACUAAAAGAAGAAAAUAUAAAAUCUGAAAAAGAAAAAGAGAUUAGUAUUCAAAGAUGCCAAGAUUCCCUCAAAGAAAAUGAAAAACUUCAUCAACAAAUUGAAGAUCAUAAAAAAGAAAUUACAAUUAGAGACCAAAUUUGUGAAAAUAGACAUCAAGAAUUAUUGUCAUUAAGGAAGGAAAAAGAUUUAUUAUUGCAAAUUUUAGAAAAUAAUAAUAUUUUAAUUGAUGAAAAUGAUUUAUUCGAUGAAACUAACAGUAUUUUAUUGCCUAAUAAUCACAAAGAAAAUUUAGAAGAGCCAGAACAAGAACAAAAAGAACAACAAGAGCCACAAGAGCAACAAGAGCAACAAGAGCCAGAAGAACAACAAAAGCAAGAAGAGCAACAAGAGCAACAGAAGCAAGAGCAACAAGAGCAACAAGAGCAACAAGAGCAACAAGAGCAACAAGAGCAACAAGAGCAACAAGAGCAACAAGAGCAACAUGAACAAGAACCAAAUAGUAAUCAAAAAAAAGAAGAGAAUUCUAAAUUUGGAGAUAAGGAUGAAGAUGAAGAAUUGGAUGAGAUGGAUCGCAAAUUAAAUUCUAUCGAGUUUGAGGAUAAUAGUAGUUUGUAUAAUAGUUUACCAACCCAACAUAAUCACAAUAUUCACAAACACAAUUCGCACCAUCUUAAUAAUAACCACAAUAGUAAUCAUAGCCAUAGUCACAAUCAUUUAUCAUCUUCAUCUAUUUUGGAUUAUAGUAUCAGCUCUCUACAAAAUAAAAUCAGUGAGUUAGAACUUAAAUUAGCAAAGGUCGAAGGUUUUAAUCAAAAUAUUAUAAUCUCAGAGAAAUUAAAUCAAGAGAGAAUCGAAAAGUUAAAUAUCCAGCUAGAAAGCAAGGUUCAAUUAUUAAAAGAAAAAGAAGGUGAAAUUAAAGAAAAGGAUGAAGCAAUUGAUGAUGGUGAAAGGAAUAUCAAACAAAAAAUUAAAUAUAUUAUUGAACAAGAGAAGGCAUAUUUUAGCUUGAAACAACAAAUUGAAGAUUUUUUUGAACAAUAUAAUAAUAGUAAUAAUAAUAAUAACCCACUUGGUAAUUCACCAAAUGUAAAUAAUAAUAAAACCCCUGUAAAUAAUAACAACAACAACACCACACCCAAUGGCAGUAUAUCAUCAAUUUUUAAAACUAGAGGUUUCUUAUUUGGUGGUUUUCGUGAUACAAUUGAUGUUUCAAUAGGUAGCACAGAUAAUAGUAAUAAUAAUAAUAAUAAUAACAAAAAAAAUAAAACCAAAAUAUCCAAACCAUCAGCAAAUCCAACAACAACAACUUAUGCGCAACCAAAUAGAAACAUAGAAAUAAUAGAAGAAUACUUUCCAAAUGGUAGUACAACAAAUGAUAGAGAAUUAAUGGCACCAGUAACUACAGCAACCACAGGAUCAACACCGCCUGAUAUUAAUAUUGGUGGGUCUAUUGUAACAGAUGGACAAUCAAUUAACAACAACAAUAAUAGUAAUGCAAAUGGUGGUAGUAAACAAUCAUCAGUUAAUCUUCAAUGUACUGGGUGCUUUAAAGAAAUUCCAAAGAAUUCAACCUAUGUUAAAGGUAAAAAAGAUAGAAUUCAUUGCGAAUUAUGCGAAAAAGAUUAUCAAUCGAUCAAACAACGUCAUAGAAGAUGCACAACAUGCGAUAAAACUUUGGAUAAAAAUUCAAAAAUUAUUGAUGGUAAUAGAUAUUGUUCAGUUUGCAUUUCCAAAAUUAUUGAAGGUAUUGAUGAUUUAGGUUUUUAA